Molecule: messenger RNA, 1222 nt
Organism: Melitaea cinxia (Glanville fritillary)
Lineage: Eukaryota; Metazoa; Arthropoda; Insecta; Lepidoptera; Nymphalidae
Product: spermatogenesis-associated protein 6
Exons: 6
Coding region: 31-936 (301 amino acids)
Biological process (GO): spermatogenesis
Molecular function (GO): myosin light chain binding
Source: RefSeq, a predicted model, not a curated record
ACUUAGUGAUGUGAUUAUACCUACUUAAAUAUGCCGAAAGUUAUUGAGCUUACUAUUGAAAUAGAAGUUCAAAAAGUAUCAUGUCCCGGUGUCUGGUUGUGUCAAGAUGGACGUGUAUCACUCACCAUGUUUGCUCUUGGUACGAGUUACCAGACAUGCUUACUGCCACCUGUGUUCCCACUUGCAUUCAGAGAUAUCUUUUACUUUCGCAAGAGAUUUCAAGAGAGCUGUGCCCUGAAUAACAUUUCAUGCUUGUUGAAGGACGAAACAAUAUACUGUGAAUUAGUACAAUGGUGUGAGGAUUGUACAACCGGAGACUGUGUCAUCUUAGCUCAAUAUCUAGGAGCGAUCAACGAUGUACUAUUUCCACCUAACAUGUGUUCGACCGAUGGUGUAGACCUUCUCAUGAGGAGAUCUAAGGACUUUCCAGGCAUCCUAUCUCCAAAAAUUGAGAUAGCUACAAAAGUCCGAAUAGAUGAAGUAUGGAACAAGCACUCUCACAUGUUUAGCACCGCAAAAGUGAAAGUAUGCCAUUGCAGUCCACGAGCAGAUAUUGAGACAUCUCGACAGAAACAAGUGUGUCACUCGGCACAGUAUCACAGAAUUAAAUGCAAUAAAACUAGAAGAUCGUCAAGAUCGAGAUCGCGAUCAGACGGCUCCCGGUCGUGCUGCAGUUUGACAAAUGAUGUUCAAGAUGCAAAAGUACACUCGUCAUGUCGUUGUCCGAAAAUAAGGGAACCUGAAACAGAACAGUCCGAAGUACCAAACGAAGAAAGAUUACAAAAAAUUUUACUCGAAAGUCGAUAUAUCGAUCAAGAAGUGAAUAACAACAAUAAUCCGAAAUUCAAUAAGAUUUACAAUAAGAAAAUAACUCCGUGCGUUUGUGAAAUUUGCAAAAGAUACCACGAAUUGUUUCAUAGUAGCGAAGAUAGUUAACGUAGACUGGCACAGCUACAAUUAAUAAAAAAAGUAACUGAGACUGCCUUUUUUAGUUCAAGAGCUUCAAAAUCAAUAAACACAUGAAGUCUUCAUGUUGAAAAAAGUUUUAAUGCUUUAAUAAUUUAUUUAUUUUAAUAUAACGGGUGUAUGCAUUAUAAAGUUUUAGUUAUUUUUAAUGUUAUUAUAAAAUCAUGUUUAAUAUCAUGCUUUUUAACCGUUUAUUGUCUAGAUAAUUUUUAAUUAUAUAAUUUUUUUAAUUAAAUAAAACAAUUUUACACUGUUA